CGUUCUUCGAUGACUGACUUGCAUUUCGGCAUUGUCAAGGGUAUCGACGUUACUGAUGCCUAUUUGACAGCGUGCACAGAGCUAUUUGGGGCCCACUAUGGAGUCUGGAGUAGCGAAGCUGCUAAACAAAAUUCUCUUCUGAAACCAGGCGCACAUGUAAAAUUGUCGCCUUCGAAAGCACGUGCGGAGUGUCUCAGUGAUCCAGCGCAUACGACACUUGCACUUUGUACACUCAAUGAUGGUACCCUUGUCGGCUAUGCCUUUGCCACCCAAUGGAGCUAUGGAGAUGGACUCGUCAGCUGGAUUACACAGCUUGUGGUACACUCAAAGCAUCGUCGCAGAGGAAUCGCAACGAUGCUUCUCCGCAUGCUGCGCAAUGGCUCAGGUUCUUCUGCUUUUGGCUUAGUUUCCUCUCACCCUGCGGCCUGUAUUGCUUUAUCGGCAAUCGGAGAUCGUCAUUGGAUCAACAAUAUCGACCUCGACUUCAUCCGUCGCACCGCCCCUAGGAUGUUAUCGGUGGCGACGGUGGACUACCUCAAGGACGCUCAACUUCGGGGAUCGCUUUUUGAGGAGCGGCCCGCUGCCGGGACAGUCUCUUCUGUCGAUACAAAGUUUUAUGUUGAUCGCGAAGAGCCGCUAGCUGCUCUGAAGGCACAUGUUGCAUCUUCAGGAUCGUGGCCCUUGGGUGAGCUGCUCGAAGGCCAUGAAUUUCUGAUCGUUGUCAAGGUUCUCCCUCUCUGAUCGAUAUCUCUUUCUUAUGUCCUUGUUUGUACUAAAUGUAUCAUAGCAUGUAUUACAAUAAUCUUAUCUUGCGCCAUCUGGAAAACCUUCCUUCCAGCUGAC
Molecule: messenger RNA, 843 nt
Organism: Guyanagaster necrorhizus
Lineage: Eukaryota; Fungi; Basidiomycota; Agaricomycetes; Agaricales; Physalacriaceae
Exons: 4
Coding region: 10-741 (243 amino acids)
Molecular function (GO): acyltransferase activity, transferring groups other than amino-acyl groups
Source: RefSeq, a predicted model, not a curated record